Molecule: messenger RNA, 1245 nt
Organism: Geosmithia morbida
Lineage: Eukaryota; Fungi; Ascomycota; Sordariomycetes; Hypocreales; Bionectriaceae
Product: Cystathionine beta-lyase/cystathionine gamma-synthase
Exons: 2
Coding region: 1-1245 (414 amino acids)
Biological process (GO): transsulfuration
Cellular component (GO): cytoplasm
Molecular function (GO): pyridoxal phosphate binding; carbon-sulfur lyase activity
Source: RefSeq, a predicted model, not a curated record
AUGCCUUCAGACAGAAAAGACACCCCGAGCGGCCAAGCCGGCCCCAACAUCGAGGCCGUGGCCAACCUCUCGCUGGCUACCAGGUCCGUCCACGCAGACGACCACAUCUCGGCGCACCGAGCCGUAGCUCCGGCCAUGCACGUCAGCACGACGUUCCGCUACAGCGACGACCCAGACCAGCUCCUAGGAUGGGACAAUAUCGACCCUAGCGCCCCGCACGACUCUCACAUCUACAGCCGCGACUCCAACCCGAACACGACGCGUCUCGAGGCGAUCCUGACGUCCCUCCUGGGCGGUCGGGCGCUGGUGUACUCCUCGGGGCUGUCGGCCUUCCACGCGAUGCUGGUGCAGCUGAACCCGCGGCGGAUCGCCAUCGGCGACGGCUACCACGGCUGCCACGGCGUGAUUGACGUCCUGUCGCGGCUGUCCGGGCUGGAGAAGCUGCCGCUGGACUGCGACCCGUCGGAGCUGCAGGCCGGGGACGUGAUCCACGUCGAGACGCCGCUGAACCCGACGGGCGAGGCGCGCAACCUGGACCACUACGCGCGCGUGGCCCGGGAGAGGGGCGCCUACCUCACCGUGGACGCCACGUUCGCGCCGCCGCCGCUGCAGCAGCCGUUCGGGCACGGCGCUGACAUGGUGAUGCACAGCGGGACCAAGUACUUGGGCGGCCACUCGGACAUGCUGUACGGCGUCGUGGCCGUGCGACCGGGCGCGCCCGGGUGGGAGCGGGGCCUGGCGGCCGACCGCCUGGUCCUCGGCUCCGUCAUGGGCAGCUUCGAGGGCUGGCUCGGCCUGCGCUCGCUGCGGACGCUGGAGCUGCGCGUCCGGAGGCAGAGCGAGACCGCCGCCGCCCUCGUCGCCUGGCUGGCCGCCGAGGCGGGCGGCGACCAGGGCGGCGCGGUGGCCUCGGCCGUGCGCCGCAUCCAGCACGCCAGCCUGCAGCCCGAGGCCGCCGACGACCGGGGCUGGCUGCGCAGGCAGAUGCCCCACGGCUUCGGCCCCGUCUUCUCCGUCUACCUCAAGGACCCGGACACGGCCAAGAGGCUGCCCAGCAAGCUGCGACUGUUCCAGCACGCCACCAGCCUCGGAGGCGUCGAGAGCCUGAUCGAGUGGAGGGCCAUGACGGACCCUCACGUCGACAAGACGCUCCUCAGGGUGAGCAUCGGCGUCGAGUCGUUCGAGGACCUCAGGGACGAUCUGAAGAGGGGAUUCGAGGAGCUCACCGGCAAGGUGACCAAGUAG